ACAUUUGCUAUAAAGGUAUCCGUUACGUAGGUACACUUGGGUUUGCAAGUGGAAGAAAACAAGAAUGCAGUGUAAGCCACACUAAAGCCUAUCGGUCUCAAAGGUUUGGUUAGAAGGAACUUUUCUGGCAGAAGUAUCAGAUUUCAGGCAUUUAACUGAUUGUUUUCUCGUAUUUAAUUGCUGAGUUGCAGUUAAGAUCGGGCUAUAUAGGUGAUGGUGAUUUUUCCCUCCUUUCUUGAUGGAUUCACAAGAAGUGUACCAACCAAGAAAGAGGCGAAUAAUAAGAACGAUGUUGGAAGGGAAACUGCAGAAAAGUUGGCAAAGGAAGCGAAGAAGAAUGAGCUGAUAUUGAGUUCUUCUGGCACUGUGAAAGCCAACAAGUCAAACAACUUGGUGUCAGUGUGCUCAAAGAGAGGGAUGAAAGGAAUUAAUCAGGAUUGCUUAAUUGUUUGGGAGGAGUUUGGAUGCCAAGAAGACAUGCUUUUUUGUGGGAUUUUUGAUGGGCAUGGCCCAUGGGGACACCUUGUAGCCAAAAGGGUCAGAAAAUCAGUGCCUGCUUCUUUGCUGUGCAAUUGGCAAGAGACUCUAGCCUCAACCUCACUUGACCUGGAUUUUGAAAUUGAAGUGGAUAGAAACCUUCAUCUUUUUGAUAUAUGGAAGCAAUCCUACUUAAAAACUUAUGCGGCUGUUGACCAAGAGCUUAAGCAUCAUCCCGGAAUUGAUUCUUUUUGUAGCGGUACUACAGCUCUGACACUUGUUAAACAGGGUGAACAUCUUGUCAUGGCAAAUGUUGGUGAUUCCCGAGCUGUAUUGGCAACAACAUCAGAUGAUGGCCAUUUGGUACCACUUCAGCUUAGCAUUGACUUCAAGCCCAAUUUACCUCAGGAGGCUGAGCGAAUUGCACAAUCCAAAGGGCGAGUCUUUUGUUUAGAUGAUGAACCUGGGGUGCACAGGAUCUGGAGGCCUAAUGGUGAGACACCAGGACUAGCACUAUCAAGAGCCUUGGGUGACUACUGCCUGAAGGAAUUUGGGCUUAUUUCUGUGCCAGAUGUGACACAAAGGAACAUAACUAGCAGAGACAAAUUUGUCAUAUUGGCAACAGAUGGACUAUGGGAUGUUAUUUCCAACCAAGAAGCUGUACAGAUUGUUUCUUCAACACCUGUUAGAGAAAAGUCAGCUAAAAGGUUGGUGGAGCAUGCUGUUCAUGCAUGGAAACAUAAGAAGCGAGGCAUUGCAAAGGAUGACAUCUCAGCUGUUUGCCUCUUCUUUCACACUUCAACCUCUCAACCAAUCAAGAAUCAACCCUAUUCAAGUCUCAAAAUAGGUUGCAUGAGAAAAGCUAGGUGAUUGCCUAUGGCCAUUGCCUUCCAGUUAUCAUCAAAAUUGUUGUAUAUAUGUAAACCUUUAUUGGACUAAUUGAUUCUGAGUAACAGAAAAUGCAUAAGGUUAACAUGUCCUCCAAAUUUACUCUA
Quercus robur (English oak) is the source of this 1472-nucleotide messenger RNA. Its product is annotated as probable protein phosphatase 2C 34. The record is from RefSeq and is a predicted model, not a curated record. The transcript has 6 exons. Gene Ontology annotation, biological process: protein dephosphorylation. Gene Ontology annotation, molecular function: protein serine/threonine phosphatase activity. NCBI's taxonomy places the organism in Eukaryota, Viridiplantae, Streptophyta, Magnoliopsida, Fagales, Fagaceae. The coding region runs from base 214 to 1347 and encodes 377 amino acids.